Messenger RNA from Siniperca chuatsi (mandarin fish), 895 nucleotides. RefSeq names its product anti-sigma-I factor RsgI2-like. Bases 176 to 895 code for a protein of 239 amino acids. The record is from RefSeq and is a predicted model, not a curated record. The transcript is spliced from 3 exons. NCBI's taxonomy places the organism in Eukaryota, Metazoa, Chordata, Actinopteri, Centrarchiformes, Sinipercidae.
UAAAGUGCGAGAGCAAUGUGGGCACUGCAAGGCUGUUUAAAAGCUAAUGGAGUUUCCUGAAGGGACCAGCUCGAAGUUAGCGAACACAGGCUUAAGAUUUUCUUACUCAUACUCCACUGUGGCACACAGGCAGCGCUAACUAUCAAGGGAUUUGAUUUUCGGUUUGAAGAGCAAGAUGAAGUUUUUUCUUCUGAUGAUUUUCUACUUGAUCAGUUCCCCUGUAGCUAAAUGCCAUCAUGAUCGUAGCAGUGAUUCAGACAGUGAUGAGAGAGGCAAUUGGUACCCGGGCUUUCGGCCCAAGCCUAUUCCUCCCUGGCCUUCCUUCCCUUUCUGGCCUCUGUUUCCUGGUCUGUGGCCGAAGCCACCACCCGUUCCUGCCCCUCCUCCACCGCCACCUCCACCUCCACCUCCACCUCCACCUCCAGCACCAAAACCAAACCCAACCCCAAAACCAACUCCAACCCCAAAGCCAACUCCAACCCCCAAACCAACCACAACCCCAAUCCCAACCACAACCCCAAAACCAACCACAACCCCAAUCCCAACCACAACCCCAAAACCAACCACAACCCCAAUCCCAACCACAACCCCAAAACCAACCACAACCCCAAUCCCAACCACAACCCCAAAACCAACUCCAACCCCAAUCCCAACCACAACCCCAAAACCAACCCCAAUCCCAACCACAACACCAAAACAAACCACAACCCCAAUCCCAACCACAACCCCAAAACCAACCACAACCCCAAAACCAACCCCAAUCCCAACCACAACACCAAAACAAACCACAACCCCAAUCCCAACCACAACCCCAAAACCAAUCCCAACCACAAAACCAACCACAACCCCAAAACCAACCACAGUUGCUGAGACCCCGCGAGGAGACAACAGAUGA